CCAAAGCAAUGCAACACCGCAGCGCAUGUGUCAUAACCAGAACGUCAGAGCAGCCCGAAUAGUCUUUCUGGAGACCGCAGGUUGGCAAUUUGGCGGCCCGCCUGUUCAACAUGUCACCGACCAGAUACCUCACGCCCGCGAAGAUCAGUCUACUUGUCCUCGUCAAACUCCACUGCGAUUCCGAGGCUUCUCCCUCGCCCGCUACAAUACCCGUCCUGUCCUUCAUCCUCUCUCAUUGCAUCCCGCCUGCCGCAUCGUGCGCCCGUGCGCAGCAGCCGGAAGGGCACCACGACACCUCUUUCUCUAUUCAAACAUUUAAGAAUGUCCUCCAAGACCAUACCUCAAGCAGGUUGCCCGGCCGAACGCUUCUAUAUGUCUUUUUGAGGCGUAUGUGGGAGAUGAACUCGUUGGACGCGCUACAUAACCUAUUCGACAGUCUCGGGGAACUCUUAGUACGGUCCAGAGAAUAUCCGGCUCCCGAGGAACCUCGAGACCGUAUUUAUCUCUCUCGGACUUCGCCACUUGGAAUAUUCGUCAGACGAGCACGCGUGGAGUUUACCAGACUGCCGUUCGAUGACAUUAUGAAGCUUUGGUCCGCAUUCAUCCGGUAUCGAGCGCCGACGGCGCAGUGGAUGAUGAGACUUGCUGGACUUGCUGUAUCGGGAGUGGAUAUCGUGGCCACCGACAUGGGGUUGAGCACCACAGACGAUCUCUAUGAGGUCGUAUAUGGCCACCCCGCAAAGGAGGAGGAUGAGGGACAAGCUCUCAGCGUGGACGACCUUGAGCGCUUGCUAGAUUUUCAGCUUGAUCGGCUGCAACGGUUUGGCUCUCGUGUUCCAGAUGAGCUGAGGCAGCAGCUUCGACACAUCCUCGAACAUUCCGGAGUCGGCCUUGUCCAAGCUCAUUUGGUGAGGUUCUUCGAUGCUUGGAGGGCCGGCGACUAUACAUCGGCUUUUGAUAACCUGCACCGAUACUUUAAUUACGCAAUGCAGGCCCGAGAAAGGAACUAUUAUCAAUACGCCCUUCUACACAUGGCUAUCCUGCAGGCGGAUUUUGGUUGCUUCGGAGAGGCUAUCGCUGCCAUCAACGAAACAAUCGCUACAGCCAGAGAAAAUCAGGACAUGCAAUGUCUGAACUUCAGUCUCAGCUGGCUGAACCACGUAAGCAAAGCCUAUCCGAAACAGAUGAAGGGUGCAGGGUAUAUGGGUAUGCUCGGGUCGAAGAGGGAGGGAUUGGCCUUUUUGAAGGCGAAAGCCAGAGAGACGAAGAUGUAUAACCUCCUAGGCGCGACUUUGGUCAGCGAAGCCAAACUAUACCUGUCUACGGGCGAUUCCAUUCCGCGCUCACUGGAACAUUUAUAUCAGGCCUCCCACCUCAAUGUCAGGGAGCACAUAGGCAAUCAUGGUGCCGUUAUGCUCUUUCAAUCCGCGCUGUUCUCACGCUUGGGGAUCACUCAUCUUUCGGGUGCCUACUGUCAACUGCUCCUCGAUUGCUGCCAGAAUGGAAGUCCGCUAGAUGAACGCAUCAAGGCGACUGGUCGACACGCCUUCCUGGUCGCACAGACGGGGCGAUAUGACGAUGCACUCCGUCUGCUAGAAUCCCCCGGUACCUCGGCUCGUCGAACUUUGAAAUUCCAUCAGUAUUUGUUUCUUUGUAUGGGGCAAAUAAGACUCAAGAGAGCCGUGCAUCGGAUGGAUUGGAAUACGUGUGAUGCCCUCGCUUCGUCGCUUUCGCCGGGUCCCUUGACCGAUCCUGAGGUCUCCUACCUCCUUUCCGAAGCUCGGUUUGACUACCUCGUUGCACGCGGCCACUACUCAGAAGCGUUUAACUCCAUAGACUCGCUCUGCACGUCGUUAAGAGCGCAAGGAGCGGACAUCAUACAACGUCUUUCCACGCUCAUCUCCAAAGCAGACCUCUUUAGAAAGAUUGGAAAGCCUGAGCGGGGCUUCAGCGUUGCUUUGCGUGCCGCCAACGUGGCCUUCAAGGCGCGGUUGAUGCCAUGUCUGUGGUCGGCCGUAGGGAUACUGGCGAACAUCUUAAAUGCCGUGGGCGAAUGCGAGGCAGCGACGAGGUUGUUGCACGCCGUCAUCCCUCAGUCCCUCGAACACGGCGAUUACUUCAUUACUGGCACGCUGUAUUCCCACAUCGGCGACUCUUACGUUGGACUCGCUGGCCGAGAUAUUCCUUCGACUUCCCAGGGCUCCAGACGCCGAGUGGCUAAUAUAGGCCGCGCAGAGCUGUACAUUGACAGGGCUCGAGAAUGCUUCAAGAAGGUCGAGAAUCUCGACGGCGAGUGCGAACAGCUGAUGAAGAAGGCGAUUAUCGCCAAGUUGAGGGGCAAUGACAGGCUGGCUGAGGAAUGGGCGCAGAACCACAAUCGAGUGUGGGACCAGGGCAUGGGUCGAAUCACAGACGGCGACAUGCGGAGACGAAGCGUGUCUACGCUCUUAGACCACGGAAGCGGCGGCUAGAGCGUCUCCAGGAGCAAUUAUUCUGCUUACCCGCAAGGAGGUUUCAAGCCAACGUGCCUCAUAAUCACACAAGAGAAGAAGCGCGCACCCUUACCCAUGUCGAGUGGGGCGGCUCAAGAGUAGUGGUACAUAAGAGAACUGGAAUUGCUAGUAGCUGAU
Trematosphaeria pertusa is the source of this 2630-nucleotide messenger RNA. RefSeq lists its product as uncharacterized. Lineage: Eukaryota; Fungi; Ascomycota; Dothideomycetes; Pleosporales; Trematosphaeriaceae. Gene Ontology annotation, biological process: protein K11-linked ubiquitination; positive regulation of mitotic metaphase/anaphase transition; anaphase-promoting complex-dependent catabolic process. The transcript is spliced from 7 exons. The record is from RefSeq and is a predicted model, not a curated record. Bases 111 to 2471 code for a protein of 786 amino acids. Gene Ontology annotation, molecular function: protein binding. Gene Ontology annotation, cellular component: anaphase-promoting complex.